Molecule: messenger RNA, 2904 nt
Organism: Mesorhabditis spiculigera
Lineage: Eukaryota; Metazoa; Nematoda; Chromadorea; Rhabditida; Rhabditidae
Source: the annotation of a GenBank genome assembly
AUGGAACAGCCCAUUCUCGAACCGAAAAGCGGCGCAAUUCCAGUUACCGGUUCAAAUUCUGGUGCUGAGGUCGUCAAACGUCCGGGCCGCGAUGGAAAAGUUGUAUCAGAAAGUGAAUCCCUCUUCGCGGAAGCGCAUGUAAUUGAAUUGACGGACAAUUCUUCGAGCGGCCGGCCUCGUCGGACUCGCGGAACUGUGAUUGGUUCGUGCUGCCAGUACUGCGACUUCACCGCCAAUCUGCCGGCUAUCCUGCUCGCGCAUUUGAAAGACGACCAUCCGGGCCUCAAAGUGCCAAAGCCCGAAGUCAUCGAGCUGGGCGAUCGGUCCUCUAUCCAGCACGGUGCAAAAGAUACCACGGGCGUCGAUAAUGAGACGUUCGUUCGAGUUGAACACGACAAAGAAUUGGACCAGAAAGCCGUCAGCAUGCUCGCCGAGGCCGACGCUCCGGAAAUUGAGAAAACCGCCGAACUUGACGAUACUGUCUACAUCCCGGAGAUCUUUGUCCAUGAGGCCGACAUAACGGCGACAAAUGAGGUGGUCAUCGACGAAUAUAUGGAGAUUGAUCAACUACAUCUCAGCGUGGAUGAGCCCUCCGGAUCCGAAUUUGGCCUCAUCGGCGUCGGCGUCUUCGACGAUGGACGAGACGAAGAUGAGGAAAUCCUUCAAGCGGUCCAGAAGCAGUUCAAGCCAUCUCAUCUCGGUCCGUUGGGCGAUCCAAAUGGACGCUAUCCCUGCUAUAUACAACGGUGCAAAUGGCGUGGCAGGUACCGACAGGCCAGAUCCACCCACAUGCGUAACGUGCACCCCGACUGGAUUCGGCCGCCCCAAUUUGUGCUGGAUCGGAUCUCGCGUGACGGCACGCUGCUCCCCGCCAAUUCUCCGAGUGCCAGAUACUCGUGCUAUAUCGAAGGAUGCCCGUGGAAGGGCCAGUAUCGCGCGAGCCGCACAAAUCACAUGAAGUCACAGCACGCGGGCUGGAUCCCGAAAAGAACUCGCGCUCCGAAUCUCCACUGCGAGGAGUGUAACAAUGUCGUCAGCACGCACAAGUGCUUCGUCGACCACAUGGUCACGCACCACCGGAUCGGCGGCAUCGUGCAGCGCGAGUUGACAAAGGAGGACGAUUAUGAGAGCUGGUUCCACGCCGUCCAGGAGUCGUUCGCCAUCGAUUUCGUCAAGAAGACGGGCAUCAGAAAUAUUCAGGAUCUGCAGGUUCUGUACCUGUACUGCUCGCGCUCGGGUGGCCACUGGCCGGACAGGAACCUCGUGCCGCAUUGUGCCGUUGGAUAUCAACCCCGCUUCGCCAAGGUUCUGCCGCCGCGCGCGAAGGGCGAACGGACCUGCGCAUGCUUUUUGAGGGUGGUUCACUCGGAUGACGGACGUCUGUCGAUCAUCGGCUGCGUCGAGCACACGGGCCAUCGAUUGGGCACGCCGAUGUUGAGGCUUUCCCCAAACGAGCGCGACGCGCUGGACGACUAUUUGUACACGAUGGAUGCGAACGCGGCGCUCGAGGUGAUGAUGGAACGUUUGCGAGAACUCGAAGGCAUCACCAGCCCCAGCUACACGCCAAAAUCGAGGUGCGACGAUUUCCACCUCCAAUUUGUCUCUGCCCCAACGGAGCGUGAAUCACUUCAGAAAUUGCUGACGGAUACGAAAAGAUACCCCGAUGGAACAAUAUUCGGUUUCGAUGGCCCAGGAGCCGCUUCCGAAUUUUCACUAUCCGUUGGCUACAUGGACGAGCAUAUGGAUAACCUGUGGAAAUCGCACGCACACAAGGGUGUUUGCUUUGAAGAGUUCAACCUGGCCCUGGGAAAUUGGAAGCUGCGCAUCACGCUGACGCUGGUGUUCGACGACGACCGGAAUGUACGCGUGGCUGCUCUGUACGUCAGUGACCGCCACGACUUGAAGCCGUUGAUGGAGAAGCUGGCGUCGGUCUGGACCGGCGAGAUCAAGACGUUCGUCAUGGACGGCCCGCAGCGUUCCUUGCAGCUGAUCAAGGACCACUUCUCGACGGAGGGCCGACACAUCGCCGUCAAGUACGCCGAGUGGCAUCUACUCUCCGAUUGGGCCGCCACGCUCGAGCAGCUGGUCACGAAGCGCGUCGACAAAUACAGCAUUCUGUGCGUUCUACGUCGGCUUUUGCACACCGACGACGUCACGGCGUUCGACCAGACCGUCAGCGAGCUGUUCGAGGGGCUGCGGGAGAUGCAGCUGGACGAGAUUGCCCACUUCUUCGACAACCUCUUCGACCCGGAGUUCAUCGGCUUCUGGUCACCACUGGGGCAGGACGUUCUGUUCGGCUACGCGAAUCCGACGUUGGAAUAUGCUUGCAGAAUGCUACGCGACCGCUACAUAGCCUGCGAUCAGUGCAGCCGAAUCGACGAGUACGUUGGAUUCCUGAUUGCCCGGCUCGUUGAGUAUAAUGAGAGCGAGAUCCUACCCCUCGUCGCAUCUCGUGCUCCAGAAGCGUCGACACUUGAUCAAGGCGACGAGGACGAGUGGGGCGAUAGACAUCGAAUUACCCCAAAUGGCGUCCCGAUGCAUACCGGAAAUGCUGACCGGCUUCACCCUCGCACCUUUGAAGAAAUUGUCGUUGGCAGAGGGAGCUCGAACCAGAUGGAGCAUUCUAAUAACAACGAUCAAGAGCUACAAAAGACGCCUGUUGACACCGAUCUCCCUGCCCUCGAACGGGUCCAACUUGUCGAGGAGGUGGUGGAGGAGGAGAUUGAGCUCUCCGAGGAGCAGGCUCAGGUUUUCGAGAAGCUGGUCUUCGACCGCCAGCUCAAUCCCGAGGAGCAAGAGCGGCUUUUCCUGCAGCUCGCCGGCGUCAGGGAGGCCGACUUUGUUUUGUCGAGGGAUCCAGCCGUCACCCAACGAAGUUCAUCUACUUCCGACCGGCUCAUCCCA